UUGUGGGGGGGAAAUGGCACACACUUACCCUCUAGCAACCGUCGCGGCUAGUGGUUGCUAUGGGGACGGGAACGUCGCGCUGGAGAUAGCAUUUGUGUAUUUCAGUUUAAGGCAUUUUCAUAGCGAUCAGCUGGAGGAUCAGGCUGCACGGCGACCAGUAAAAGAACACAAUGUGGAAACAAAAUCAAGAAUCUUCUGGUCCUCCCAACAGAUAUGCUACCUGUGACUGGUUUUACAAUGCACCUUCGAAACAAACUGAGAAGUCAAGUAAAAGUGAUCUUCCUCCCACCUCACAAAUUCCAGGACUAAGCGACCUUGCAGAACCCCAUAAUGAGUUAAAAAAUAAAGGCCGCAGACAAUGGAUUACAGAAACUGACUCUGAGUAUGUCAAACUAGCCAAACAAGGAGGUCGUCCAGACUUGCUGAAACAAAUUGAUUCUCCUCCUAAGAAAACUCAGCCGGUCUCAUAUGCACCCCCUGACUGGUACAGCCACGAACAAUUAAUACAACCACCAGAGUCAACUGUUGCACAAUUAAGAAACGUUCCAGACUACAUGAUCCAUGAGGAGUAUAGUGAGGAGGGAAAUGAUCUGAAAUAUGAAGCGAGAGAAGGCCCAUUUGAUUUUGACCAGAAAUCAGUUUGGCUUCGUGAUCUGGAGGAAAAUGAAAAAGAGAAUCAUUGUGACAAAAAGGUUAAGCUGCCAGCAAUAAAUCCAAAAUUUAUGAACGAUAACACAGUAACUGCAUCUGAAAAAGGACCUCCAAAGGGUGAAAAGCUUGGAAAGAAAUGUUUCUUUCCACCUAUGCCAUGCAAUAGCAACGACUCUGUUAACUUUGGUAAAUUGCUUAGCAAUGGAUAUGGAGAGGAAUGGUAUCGUCAGAACGAUGAGCAAGAUAAGAAGCCUGUACAGAAGGCCAAGGUUUCAAUUAACAAGUGAGGAAGCCCGCGAUAUCAAUUCAUAGUGGAUUAAAAACUGGAUGUUUAGUAAAAUUAGAGAAAAAUGCAAGAAACCUUAAGAAACAGCACACCUAAGGAAAUGACUGAUUGCAAGCAAUACUGUCCAGUUAUAUGUUCACAUUGUAAUUAUUUCUUGUGUUUCCUUGUAUUGAGGUCAUAUAAACCCGCUUUUUUGUUCAGGAGCAGAAAAGGUCCUACCCUUUCUGUACACUAUGCAGCAUUGUGCAGCAAUUGGUCAUUGCAUGGGGUGUGGCUUCACAAUUUUAUGAUACCCUCCUCCUUUUGUCUUCUUUUUAUACUUCCGAGACUUGCAGAGGGCAAAAGUAGGCACCAGAGGGGCAGAACAGAUAGGGCCUUUUCUGCUCCCACAACAACAACUAUAACUGAUAAUAAAAUGGUACAUUUUUCCUAAAUUUGCAAAGAAGAUUAAAUAAUCUUUACUUCUAACCCAAAUUUCAUAUUACUUUAGUAAAAUAAAAUAAUGUUGCGCACAA
Molecule: messenger RNA, 1452 nt
Organism: Hyla sarda
Lineage: Eukaryota; Metazoa; Chordata; Amphibia; Anura; Hylidae
Gene: C5H7orf57
Product: chromosome 5 C7orf57 homolog
Exons: 8
Coding region: 171-938 (255 amino acids)
Source: RefSeq, a predicted model, not a curated record